GAACUUUUGUUAAGUGGAGUGACGAAACUGCCCUCUUUCUUCUUCCAAUUGAAACCUAACGGACAGUUCUCCCAUCCAGUGAAAUAUAGCAGCUACAGCUAUAGUUCACCGGCUAUUCCAACAUUUGGUUUUAUACGGAGGAUUGUAACCGGCGACAAUAUCCGACGAGCGAUUGGGACAAGUUCCUGUAACCUGUGAAUGUAAACGGGUGCGGCUUCAUCGUUUCUGUUAGUUUAGGUGGUCUCCAUUGGCUCAAAAAAUUAGCAUCUAUCCAUUUCCGGCUCGAAACCGACCAGAUUUUGUAGAGUAGAUAAAGAUCUUCUAGACAUGCUACUACCCUCACGGUGAACAUGGUUUUCACUCCACCAGAUAUCAUCUGGUGGAACAUAUCGGAUCAUAACGUUAUGCACGCCGUCAAGAAUAAAUAACACUAUGAAGUACCCGUUUCUUUCAAACCACAACCCUUUUUCACCUCAUCACUUUGCCGCCUCACUACAAAAAUGCCUGAAAUCAAAAUCAUUAAACCCGUGCAAGCAAAUUCACGCGCUCAUCCUAACAUCAGGGACCGACAUGAAUCAUUAUUCUCUACAUUCAAAACUGGUAGGUGUUUACGCAAGCUGCGGUUGUUUCACUUCCGCAUAUUCAAUGUUUCAGAUAACCCCCAAUUUGAACGUUUUUGCUUACAAUUGGAUCAUUUUUUCCUUAACGUUCAAUGGGUGUUUCGAAGAAGCGAUAAAGUACUUCACUUUACUUCAAAAAGCAAGAAAUGUUGUUCCUAAUAGUUAUACGUUUUCGUUUCUGUUGAAGUGUUGUGUCGGUAUGAGGGAUUUACGAAAGGGGAAAGAGGUUCAUUGUAUGGUUAAUAAGUUCGGGUUGCAGUUUGAUUCAUCUGUGGUUAAUGGUUUGAUUGAUAUGUAUUGUAAGUGUGGGUGUUUAUCUUAUGCACGCAAAGUGUUUGAUAAAAUGCCUGAACCAGAUGUUGUGUCUUGGACGAAUAUGAUUUCUGCGUAUUCUUACGCGGGUCGGCUCCAGGAAUCGCAGUUUCUGUUUGAAAGAAUGAAACUAGCAGGGUUGGAGCCUAAUGAGUUUACAUGGAACGCGCUUAUAACCGCGUAUGCUAGAAUCGGAGAUUGUGACGGUGCGCUUACUUCGUUUUCUAAAAUGAGUAGAACCGGUUUAGUUCCUGAUGUAGUUACAUGGAACGCAAUUAUUUCCGGAUUUGUUCAAAGUGAAAAAACAGCCGAAGCCGUUGAGUUAUUUAGAGACAUGUUGGUAGCCGGAGUCAAGCCCAACCCGAUAACCAUCACGGGCUUACUUCCUGCAUUCGGGUCAACGGGCUCGGUUAAGAACGGUAAAGAAAUUCACGGACUGGUCUAUAGAACAAACAUGUAUGCGAAUGUUUUUGUAGCUACUGCACUUAUCGAUAUGUACUCUAAAUGUGGGUACGCCAAACACGCGAGAAACGUGUUCAACGUCACGCCAUUCAAGAACAUUGCUUCAUGGAAUGCGAUGAUCGGAUGUUACGGGAAACACGGGAUGGUUGAUUCCGCUAUCGAAUUGUUGGAUAAAAUGGAAGACGAAAACGUGCAGCCGAAUCAAGUGACACUAACAUGUGUUCUUGCUUCUUGUAGCCAUGGUGGGUUGGUCAACAAAGGUUUGACUUUAUUCAAGUCAAUGAGAGAAAGUCAACGGGUCGAGAUAAGACACGAGCAUUACGCUUGUGUUAUUGACAUUCUUUGUCGGUCUGGGAAGAUUGAAGAAGCGUAUGGUUUGGUUCAAGAGUUGCGUACGGAAGUGACUGAUUCGAUGAUCGGUGCGUUCUUGAACGGGUGUGUGGUUUAUAACAGACCGGAUUUGGCUAAAAAAGUGGGCGAAAUUGUGAUGAAAAUGGAGGUGAAAGCACCAGGUGGGUUUGUUACUCUGUCUAAUAUUUAUGCUGGUGAAGGAGAGUGGGCAAAAGUUGCAGAGUUAAGAGAAGUGAUGAAGUUGCAAGGGGUUCAAAAGCAACCUGGAUUUAGUUCUGUGUACAACAAUAUAUAGUUUUUCUUUUAA
Messenger RNA from Helianthus annuus (common sunflower), 2052 nucleotides. RefSeq names its product pentatricopeptide repeat-containing protein At5g59600. NCBI's taxonomy places the organism in Eukaryota, Viridiplantae, Streptophyta, Magnoliopsida, Asterales, Asteraceae. The transcript has 2 exons. Gene Ontology annotation, molecular function: RNA binding; protein binding. Gene Ontology annotation, biological process: RNA modification. The record is from RefSeq and is a predicted model, not a curated record. The coding region runs from base 433 to 2040 and encodes 535 amino acids.